AUGUACGCCGUAUGGAAUUCGGCCGAAGAGUAUGGCGCCGGAGCAACAUCGCCCUCGACGGCCGACACACCGGCGGCGAAGAGACGUCGUGUGUCGGAAAACCUAAAUGGUCGCCGGACUGCUAAGGCAACGCGUGCUUGCGACCUGUGCAAGUCGAAGAAAGCCAGAUGCUCUGGCUCCAAGCCAUGUACGAAGUGUUCAGCCCGAGGUCUAGAGUGCACUUACGAGAGCCAGUAUCUUCGUGGCCGACCUCCGACGCCGCCUUCGUCUACUAUCGAGGUGAGCACGAGGAUUCAAGAACAGCAAGAACAGAACGAGGCUACGAAUGCAUCACGUCGCUCUCCGUCCGGUGAUGCUGAUGAGCAGCAUCCAGUCAGUCUGUCACGGAGUUCGCCGGAGCUGGAGGCGGCUGAGAUCAAUGGUCAGUACGUGGAUCGUACCUCCGGACUAUCGUUCCUGGAGCGUGCCCGAUCACGACUAAAGCAACGUCAUUCAAGUCGCAUCGAAGGCUUUCACCAGCCAUUGACUGCAGCUGGGGACAAGCCACUUCUGGACUCAACACUUGACGGUAGUUCUACAAGUCCAGCUGUUCUGCCUAACAUCCCAGAUCAAGACCGCGCGACUGAACUGCUUGACCUUUACUUCGAAAUUUGCGUUGCUUCGUACAAGCCACUUCAUAGACCAACAGUCGAUGGCUGGUAUUCAACUUUGACUCAGAAUAUUGCCCAAGGAAAGCCAAUGACAGAGAGUAUCGGCAAUGCUAGAGUAGCAGUGUUGUUUGGAGUCUUUGCAGUAGCCACGUACCACGCCCAGAAAUCUAGCGGAGUUUCUGAUGAUGUAGCGUCGUUAUCAACCAGCGACUCGUUCUUCAGGUGCUCCACAGCACUUACCGAGACGGAAACAGGUACACCACAUCUGGAAUCCGCGCAGGCACGCCUUCUACAAGUCUUCUAUCUGCUGGCAACUUGCCGCAUGAACAGAGCUUGGUACAUAUUCGGGAACUUGAUACAAAUCCUCUCAGCCUUAGGGAUGCACCGGCGAAGCCGCAGACGUUUACAGCAAUCGCGUUCGGCAUCGGAGUUUAUCUACGCUCAAUGUCGGAUACGCACCUUUUGGAGCACAUACAUUCUUGAUCGAUAUAUGGGCGUUGUGCUUGGACGGCCUCGGCACUUCCACGACAAAGACAUUGAUCAAGAUUAUCCCGCUCGAAUUGAUGAUAACGACCAGGAAACUACCUCCUCAAACUAUGAAGAGUUGGACAGCGAUAGCGAGUGUCAUCUCGAUGGAUUCAUUUGGAACAUCAAACUUGCUCAGCUUGUGGACGAGAUAUCUGACAGCCUGUACGCUAUCAAGCCAUCCCCUGAAGUAUCUCGAAUUGAAACUGCUCGCGCCUUCGCAGCAAAAUUGGAGAUUUGGCACCACUCGCUACCGGCACUAUUGAAAGCGAAACCUACCAGUCUGGCACGAGGUUUUCGACGUCAAUGCGUUGCAGUGAAGAUGGCACAUCAGCAUGCGAUAUUGCACCUGUAUCGGCCUUUCCUGCUGGGACGUUCACGCGCCGAACAUUUGUCAGCCGGCGACACGAUGCUUUCCUUUCGAAAAGAAAGCAUACGCCACUGCAUUCAAGCUGCUCGAACAGUCAUGCGCACAACAGAUGACUUAGCUCGGGAAGGAAAAAUAAUACACGCCUACUGGUGGACUCACUACGUGGCGUUCUGUGCGCUGACAGUCACCUACAACCAUCUUGCUCAGGCGACAGCUACAAACUCUCCGAGUCGCAGGUACAGCAUAAUUCUUGAGGAGCUCCAGAGCCAGGUUCUCGUCCAGCGGUCCAGCAACACGCGAAGAUCGUCCAAAAUCGAUAACGCGAAUGUACCUAUUGCUCUUGCCGGCGCCAUAGAGAGUGGAGAGACAAACAAUGACAUGAGGGCAUCGACAUUGAUGGCUGAUGUCACGGUCCAUGAUCUGCCCCAGAGCGGCGACACGGAUUUCAUGUCUGAUGGGCUUCAUGAUCCCUUCAUGGAUUGGCAAACGUCUGACUGGCUGGAACUAGAUGCAUCGGCUUAUGGUGUCAUCCCAGGUCUGAGCCCAGAUUUUCAAUGGCUACAUUCAGCAUGA
This is a messenger RNA of Cercospora beticola, 2118 nucleotides long. RefSeq lists its product as uncharacterized. Gene Ontology annotation, molecular function: zinc ion binding; sequence-specific DNA binding; DNA-binding transcription factor activity, RNA polymerase II-specific. Lineage: Eukaryota; Fungi; Ascomycota; Dothideomycetes; Mycosphaerellales; Mycosphaerellaceae. Gene Ontology annotation, cellular component: nucleus. The record is from RefSeq and is a predicted model, not a curated record. Gene Ontology annotation, biological process: positive regulation of transcription by RNA polymerase II; DNA-templated transcription.